AGCGCGCAAUAUAAAAUACUGGGCGCCUUGAAACGUCGGUGCCACUAAGACUGCUGUCCCUUUCAGAAAGGACUGCGCUGCUAGCUCCGCAACGCCACGCGACAAUCCCAGAUCAGGACUGACUGCAAAUGAUAAUUUUGAAUUGAAUUUGCGGCAUUCGCUGAAUUAUGAGAUUGCUUCCCGCUUUGGAUUAAUGUCUAUGUUACCUUAAUUUGUUUGCGCCUCCUUUCGUUUGUCACCAAGUGUAAGCUUCUCUGGUCAUGGGGUGUAUUGUGUCAUUUUUGUUAGGCUGGUGAGGGGCUUCCCUAUUAUGUAAAGGGGAUACCAGGUGGAUCUAUGUUCUUAGAAGACAAAAGUGCCAGCAAAGGGAAAUCAGUGGAAGUUUAAGAUCAAGGAGAAUGCAGGCGACGUGUUGGUGCGCAGUAUUUCUCCUAGGACCUGCUAUAUACCUGGUCACAAGUGCUAAUGCAUCGAUUCCAGGGAAGUCAGGUCUCCUGAAAUCAGGAAGCCCCAAGUCUACAUUAAAACACACAUGGACAGGGAGCAGUAAGGACUUGUCCAUUAGUCGCUUACUCUCACAGACUCUGCACGGCAAGGAGAAUGCCACUGCGCUCGACCUGCGGUACAACACGCCAGAGCCGUAUUCCGAGCAGGACCUCUGGGAUUGGCUGAGAAACUCCACAGACCUCCAAGAGUCCCGCCCCCGAGCCAAGAGACGACCCAUUGUCAAAACAGGAAAAUUUAAGAAAAUGUUUGGCUGGGGGGACUUCCACUCCAAUAUCAAGACAGUGAAGCUGAACUUGCUGAUCACGGGAAAGAUUGUCGACCACGGAAAUGGGACCUUCAGUGUCUACUUCCGCCACAACUCCACCGGCCAGGGGAACGUCUCUGUCAGCCUGGUGCCGCCGACCAAGAUUGUCGAAUUUGACCUGUCGCAGCAGUCCGUUAUCGAUGCCAAAGAUUCCAAGUCAUUCAACUGCCGCAUUGAGUACGAGAAGGUCGACAAGGCGACCAAGAACACGCUCUGCAACUUCGACCCGUCGAAGACCUGCUACCAGGAGCAGACGCAAAGCCACGUUUCAUGGCUCUGCUCGAAGCCCUUCAAAGUCAUCUGCAUUUACAUUGCCUUCUACAGCACUGACUACAAACUGGUGCAGAAAGUGUGUCCAGAUUACAACUACCACAGUGACACUCCCUACUUCCCGUCUGGCUGAUGCUUUGAGGUGUAUGUGAAGCAAAUGCACAGAAGGAGGGCAAUGGACCCCUAAAUACAUCAGCUAUUUGUACUGUCCUGAAUGUGCUCACUAUAAAAUGAUGAUGCUGUCUACAUUAACCGUAAACUGGUUAUUUGCCCCAGUAAAUAUAAUAAAUCUGAAUUAUGAAAAGCAUACACAAAAAUAAGUCAAGAGGAAAAGGAUAAAAGAAGGAGAACAUCUAAAUGACUGUAAUGUGUCAUUUAUGUGG
This is a messenger RNA of Megalops cyprinoides (Indo-Pacific tarpon), 1464 nucleotides long. Its product is annotated as neurexophilin-1. The transcript has 2 exons. NCBI's taxonomy places the organism in Eukaryota, Metazoa, Chordata, Actinopteri, Elopiformes, Megalopidae. The record is from RefSeq and is a predicted model, not a curated record. The coding region runs from base 399 to 1214 and encodes 271 amino acids. Gene Ontology annotation, molecular function: signaling receptor binding.